Messenger RNA from Lethenteron reissneri (Far Eastern brook lamprey), 2197 nucleotides. RefSeq names its product small nuclear RNA activating complex polypeptide 1 (gene SNAPC1). Lineage: Eukaryota; Metazoa; Chordata; Hyperoartia; Petromyzontiformes; Petromyzontidae. The record is from RefSeq and is a predicted model, not a curated record. Gene Ontology annotation, biological process: snRNA transcription by RNA polymerase III; snRNA transcription by RNA polymerase II. Gene Ontology annotation, molecular function: sequence-specific DNA binding. Gene Ontology annotation, cellular component: snRNA-activating protein complex.
UCGUGACGGAGGCUUCUCGGUCAAGCGCUGUGGUCUCAGAUCAACAAACAAUUCUCCCGCCAUACGCCACCGUUCACAGGCCGAAAAACGACACCUGCAUCGCUGCUUGCAGGUCUUUUCCCGGCGGUCAUUGCCACAGCCAACGACACGACGAAGAUCUUCCGUGACCCUCCACCGUGAGCGCGCUGCUCUCAAGGCCACCCGAGUUCCACGUGGGGGUUCCUCCCGCGACUGCCCCCCACCUCUGCUGGAACCUCUCGUACGGCGAUGGCCGGAGCGGCCGGGUCCCGCGGGGACUGCGAGCAGCUCCUCGAUCGCUUCCGCCGCACCGACAGCGUGCGCUACGAGGACUUCGCGGCCGUGUGGCGCGACAUGAACUUCUCGCUCAUUCACCAUGGCUUUGUGAAGGACCAGGAUCGCAAGGAGUUCACGGAGGAGCUGAUUCUGCUCGCCUCGCAGUACCUGUCCCCCAUCUACAGCUUCCAGGUGCGUGUGGGGGCGCUGUACCUGCUGUACGCCAUCUACCACACGCAGCUGUGCCAACCAAGACGCAAGAUUCGCUUGGCGCUGAAAGAUUGGGACGACCUGAGCAAGCUGUACCAGGAGAUCGUGGAGCAAGAGCACUAUGACGCCGACUACAUCUACCGCUCUCUCUGCGACCAACACGCCUUCCACUACACCGCCUUGCCUGCACCGCUGAUGUUCCGCAUGGGGAAGAUGCGGAAAGCAAACAUAUGGAAGGAGAAGAUGAACGAGCAUGGGGGUCUCCGGCAGAACCACAACCGAGUCUCUGGUGUGGUGAGCACCGAUGCCAUGGAGGAGCUACAGAAUAUCCACGAGCACUACCACCACAUGAAGUGCGCCAUCUCCACCAGCAAGUUGCAGCCGGACAAGAGCCUGAGCCUGGUGCGGGAUGACAUGCAGCGGGCGGUAAAGGACGCGCUUGCCACCUACCAGCUCUGGAGCGACGUGCGCGCGAGCAAGAAACCUAGAGCCGCCUCCACGGGGAAGUCAACUGAAAGGAAUGCGGAGGACAAGGAAAGACAUUCGUAUGAGGAAGACGAUGCAGUGGGUUGUUCCAGAGCCGAAAAAUUAGCAGCCAUCAAAAACAAGUCCUACAACAAUCCGACAAAGGCCCCCCGUUCACGCAGGCAUCGGCAAACUGAAAUCAACUCAUCUGAGGACGACCUCAGGAAACACGACUCGCCACGGAGAAAGCGGCCUAGGAGUGGAUCUCUCACACCGAGGCCAGCUGGAGCGGCGAGCCACUUGGCGGAUGACUGCUACGGCGUCGAGGAGGAUACUCCGACCCCACCGAGCGAUCUGCUGAGCAUGCCGGUCAUCGAGGAGGAGGUCGAGGGGAAGGUGACGGCGGGCACUGAAGUUGCGAUGCAACCAUCAAAAAAGAGGCAAAAGACAAAGUGACUUCAUCAACAUCGCCAAUUCUGUAGUCGUCACCGAUCACCAAUGACAGAGACCUGUGGAGUCCCACACUAACGUGAAGCAACGUCGUUGUCAUCGUCAGCCGCUGUCCUAUCGCUUGACGAAUGCCUCCCCCACUCCAUCGUCCCUCCUCUGCGGGCUUGCGAUGCCACAAUCCAUCUCGCCGCUGCGCACGAGCUGAUUUCAUCGCUCCGUCUCCGCGGUCGUGUGCGUACUAUCUCGGGGCGUGUCCACACCCUUCGACUGCCACUCCACCGUUAGUCUCGUCUGUCAGCCCGUUGUCCCCUCUCACCAUGACGUGUCCUGCCCAAGCCCACCGAAUGUUCUGAGCGGUCGAUACGAUGCCUCUGAUUUGUGUUUACCCCCAGGACGCAUCUGUUUCUCUUUCGUUCUCUCGGUGUCAUUCCAAACAUGCAUCUCACCUCUGUGGUUAUAUUCCAUCUAAUAGUUCAGUUUACAUGGUUCUGAUGCAUAUGUCAUAGCUGGCAUUACCCACUGAUUGAAAAGCAUCUUCAGACACACUGCUAUAUUGAUUUUUGUCAUCAAAGUUAGUUAUUCUAAGGAAGUGUUUUUGGUUGCAAGGCCCGCGGGCCACUGGCCGCCUUUAGUGCGGCCUCCACUGACAAUACACAAAUAGUGAAAAGACCCCUUGCAGGCAGUGUGGCGGCCCUCACUGAUGAUAUUCUAUGGUUCUUUCGGUAAAGUCACGUAGAUAGAAAAAAUAAUAACAAUAAAAAUGAAAAUAAAUUGAAUA